This is a messenger RNA of Monoraphidium neglectum, 888 nucleotides long. RefSeq lists its product as hypothetical. The record is from RefSeq and is a predicted model, not a curated record. The coding region runs from base 1 to 888 and encodes 295 amino acids. The transcript has 4 exons. Lineage: Eukaryota; Viridiplantae; Chlorophyta; Chlorophyceae; Sphaeropleales; Selenastraceae.
AUGCUGCCUGUCCCGCUGCCGAUGCCCCUGGGCGGGCCGACGCCAGUCGGCUUCCCGCGGAAGUCCCUUGACCUCCGCUUCGCGGUGCUCCUGAUGCGCAGCUCCUACGAUGCAUGCGACGACCUGGAUUUCAUGAGCAUGGAGAAGUUCCAGGUAGCGUUCUGGAAGUACCGCCAGUCCGAGGUGGAGCAGUACGCGCUGCAGUACAAGCCCCUCACCUUCAGGGCCGGCGACCUGACCGACCCCCUGUACUUCGAUUUCAUUUCCGUGAGCACUGCCCCUUGGGUGCUGGGGGCCAACCCUGUGAUUGGAUGUUUGGAGGCGGGCAUAUCCAUGCGCGCGCCGCAGCGCGUCUUUGAGGAGCGUUACUCCUGCGAGAGCCUCGGCCCCGACGACGACGAGUCGGCGUGCUCUGAGACGCUCACGCGCGUCGUGCGGCGGCCGGCGCGUUUUGAGGACGACGCGGCCCUGCCAGAUUUCUUUUUCGAGGCCGCGGGCGACCGGAUUUACGACGGCUUGGUUAACGGCUUCCGCGGCGAGCAGUUUGGGGCCCCGGCGCCUGCGCGGCCGGGGGCGGCGACUGGGGAGCUGCUCGAUGGGGUCAGAUCGAUCCUCGAGAUCUUCAAAGCGCAGGGUUACUGCCUCGACUUUGAGCUUUCUGAGGGUGCGUCGUCGACCAGCGGGGGCAGCGGCGUCGAAUUCACAGUGCAGAUUGUUGGGCCCGCGACGCUUUGGGGCCUGGGGGCGCUCGCCUCUCAGCGCGCGCUGAUCGCCAACACGCACGACGCGAUGGCCGUCGCAGCCUACCUGCGAGCCAGCGGGCGCAGCAGCAGCCGGGAGUUGGAGCUCACCAACUCCGGUUAUUUGGAGCGGUGGGAAGUCGUGUAA